AUGGGAGAGUAUACAGUAGUGGAUGUUGGUGAACAAUUCUUCAUAUUACAAGGAAGAACAGAGGGAGUUGAGACAGUUAAUAGCACGGCCACUGUAUUUACAUCAUUUGUUGCCAAAGAAAACAGUUCGGAUACAAUAGAAAUUCUACUUACUGAUGAAGGAGGAAUACAAGUUAUAAUCAAUGGUGAAGUGAGGGAUAUCUCAGUGGAUGUUUCUACUUACAUGUUUGACAAUGUGUCUGUCAGGAUGGUUAAUGAGAGUAUACUGUGUACAUUUGCAUCUGGAAUUGCGCUGCAGGUGAGUGCUAAUAUGAAUAUGUUAACAUCUGUAGUUAGUUUACCAGAGGAAUACAAAGGUACAACAGUUGGACUGUUAGGUCAAUGGGACGACGACCAGACUAAUGACCUCCUGCUUUCUAAUGGUACACUGCUACAACCAAGUGAAGGGAAUUGGACAGAUGAAGAAAUAUUCAUGUUUGGACAAUCAUGGCAAAUCGAAGAAGAAAACUCACUUUUCACCUACUCAGAGGGAUCGUCCUACACUGAUCAACGACAUGAUGACUUUAUACCAGUGUUCUUGAACACCAUUGAGGACCUAUUCAUUGGACAAGACAGUCUACUCAAUGAUUCCAUACUUCUCUGUGCUGACAAUGUACAAUGUUUGUAUGAUAUUGGUAUCACUGGGGAUGUCAGUAUUGGGGAAGUUACAUUACAUGCAGAACAUACUUACCAUAUUGAGAAAGAAACUAGAGAAAACUAUCCUCCAGUGUUCAUUGAGACGAUGCCAUGGCAUUUAAUAUUUACAGCAAAUGAAUUAUUUACACUUGACCUAGAAGCCUUUGACCCCAAUGAAGACGAUAUAACAUAUUCUAUCAUCAGUGAUACAGUACCUAUAUCUACACUAGCUGGUAAUAUCUUCAGUUGGACUCCACAUGCUGUGUCUGAUUCAAUGUCAUUAUACUUUACUGCUAGUGAUGUGAAGGGUGCUGUCACUACAUACAAACCUGAGAUAUGGCUAUGUGACUGUAGCAAUAAUGCCACAUGUUCUUAUAGUAGAAUAAAUGAAGUCACUUAUCAAGAAUCCAAUCCUGAUGGUUGCUAUGUGGCUGACUGUGUCUGUAGCAGUGGCUGGACAGGAAGACAUUGUCAGGAAGAAAAAGAUGGAUGUGAAAGCAAUCCAUGUUAUCCAGGUGUUAACUGUACAGACUUGCCAGCUGGGGAUAAUAGGGAAUAUAUAUGCGAGUCCUGUCCACAUGGUAUGGUAGGGGAUGGUGAAAAAUGCCAUGACAUAGAUGAAUGCAAACAGGAGAAUGACUGUACACGAUAUGCUAGGUGUACUAACCAACCUGGUUACUAUGAUUGUCAGUGUCCUCCUGAGUAUUAUGGCAAUGGAUUUAUCAAGUGUACUGAAGCUGUGAAAUAUGGAGCAGUACUGGUUUACGAUUAUUUAGAGUUUUCAAAAGAGUUGGAGAACCCAGCCAGUAUGAGAUACAGAAAUCUGGCAGCUCAGAUUGAAAGGAGUCUGAAUGAAACCUAUCAGAUACUUGACAGUUUCAUUGGAUCCAAAGUCAUCAAAUUCCAGAGUGGUAGCUUGGUGAGUUAUAGUGAGUUAUCUUUUGAUCUGGAAACCAUGGUAACCAUAGAUGAUGUUAAUGUCAUAUUGCAAGAUACUAUAGAAUGUGAUGGUAGUGUUUGUUACAUGAAUAAUACACAGAUGCCAGGAUAUGAAAUUAAUAAAGCAUCAUCAUAUGCAUCAGAUUUAAAUGAAUGUGUACUUGGUGUAAAUGAUUGUCAUCCAGAGUCGACUACAUGUAUCAAUUUAAAUGGAACAUUUACAUGUCAAUGUAGACAAGGUUGGAGAGCAUACAGCAUACCUAAAAUGUGUGAAGACAUUGAUGAAUGUAAAGAGAGUAUAAACUGUACAUCUCCAAAUACGGCAUGUAUAAAUCAACCUGGUACAUUUACCUGUACUUGCCAAGAUGGACACAUUGGAGAUCAAUUCAGUGAACUUGGAUGUAUAAAUAUUUGUAAUUCUAACCCAUGUCGUCAUGGAGGCAUAUGUACUGCAGUAAAAAAUGGAUUCAGUUGUCUGUGUCCAAGUGGAUAUACUGGCUUAACAUGUGCACAGAACGACCCGGAAGUACAAAAGUUAAAAUUGAUAUCAAUAAUUGUUGGAGCUGUUGCUGGACUUCUCUUGAUUGCACUCUGUGUAUCACUUAUUGUGGUGUGUUGUAAAAAGAAAAAAGUUCAUGUGCCACCUCCUAGGGAAGAAGACAUAGAUGAUUUACUGUGGUCAUCAGGAUACAAACCUGGUAUGCUAAGGGCUACUCUACACCAUAGGGAUGAUUUUGAAGGGUUAGAAUUAGAAGAACAUAAUGAUAAUAUGGGAAUAUUUACCAUUGAUGAUAACCUAGAAGAUGAUGAUAUUCAGUACCAACCCUUUCCACUCUUCAAUGGUGAUGGUGCCCAUGGUAAUUCAGACGAUUUUCCUCGGGUAAAUGGAACAUCCCAAAGUCGGCUGGGAACAGAAUACUUUUGAAAGAUGUACUCGACACUCAGAGGGUGAUUUUUUCCCCAUAUUGUGUGUGAUCUGACUUAACACUGCUUCUUUGUAUAGAGCAAACUCCAGGAAAUACGUUUGUUUUACACACUGCCCAUAAACACUGCCAUUUUUCUACCAAUAUACAAUUUUUUUUUUAUAUUUACCAGUCUACAUUACUGCCAUUGUUGCCACAAAUGUUGAACAUAAUUAAUUUUAUUUAUUUUUUCAUAUUUUGUAUUCUAUGUUCUUACUGUGGUACCAAAAAAAGUAGGUGCAUGUUAAUAUAUCGUGUCAGAUUGCAUAUAUUCUCGG
Saccoglossus kowalevskii is the source of this 2853-nucleotide messenger RNA. RefSeq lists its product as uncharacterized. Gene Ontology annotation, molecular function: calcium ion binding. The record is from RefSeq and is a predicted model, not a curated record. Lineage: Eukaryota; Metazoa; Hemichordata; Enteropneusta; Harrimaniidae. Gene Ontology annotation, biological process: cell-matrix adhesion.